This is a messenger RNA of Sinocyclocheilus rhinocerous, 1437 nucleotides long. RefSeq names its product serine/threonine-protein kinase pim-3-like. The transcript has 3 exons. NCBI's taxonomy places the organism in Eukaryota, Metazoa, Chordata, Actinopteri, Cypriniformes, Cyprinidae. Gene Ontology annotation, cellular component: cytoplasm. The annotation marks the transcript as partial. The record is from RefSeq and is a predicted model, not a curated record. Gene Ontology annotation, biological process: negative regulation of apoptotic process; protein autophosphorylation; regulation of mitotic cell cycle. Gene Ontology annotation, molecular function: ATP binding; protein serine/threonine kinase activity.
AUAAAACACGUCGCUAAGGAGAGAGUGACCGAAUGGGGUACGAAACAAGCCUUGUUUCUAAAACGCGUGUUUAUAUUCCAGAACGGCUCGCUGGUUCCACUCGAGAUCGUUUUGUUGAAGAAAGUCGGGAGUACGUUUCAGGGGGUCAUUAAACUCAUCGAUUGGUAUGAGAGAGCCGACGGCUGGCUGAUUAUAAUGGAGCGGCCGGAGAUGGUGAAGGAUUUAUUUGACUUCAUCACGGAGAAAGGCGCGCUGGACGAGGACACCGCCAGGCGCUUCUUCAGACAGGUUUUGGAGGCGGUGCGGCACUGCUACAGCUGCGGGGUGGUUCAUCGGGAUAUCAAAGACGAGAACCUCCUGGUGGAUUUACGCACCGGAGAUCUCAAGCUCAUUGACUUCGGCUCCGGGGCCAUCCUCAAGGACACCGUCUACACAGACUUUGAUGGCACGCGAGUGUACAGUCCUCCCGAGUGGAUACGUUACCACAGGUACCACGGACGCUCGGCAACCAUUUGGUCCCUUGGCGUCCUACUGUACGACAUGAUGUGCGGCGACAUCCCGUUUGAGCAUGAUGAGGAGAUUCUGAGAGGACGGCUCUUUUUCAGGAGAAGAGUCUCUCCAGUGUGUCAGCAGCUCAUCAAAUGGUGCCUCUGCUUGAGACCUUCUGACCGGCCCACUUUGGAGCAGAUCUUCGAGCAUCAGUGGAUGCGCAUGGAGGAAAGCCCGAAAGCAGAAAGCGGCAACAUCACACUUCACGCCAUCAGCACAGAAUCGGGCAAAGAAAGCCUUUGACGGAUGCGGGGACGGCGAGUGAAUGGACUCUGAGACCUUUUUGCUCUUGUUCCCAGUCUGUUGGUUAACAGGACUUCGGUUUUUGUUGCAUAAAUGUCUUUUUUUGGUUGUUUUUCUUGCUAAGGGUGAGUUGUUAUCCGUAGGGAUUGCGUGAGCAGCAAUGCUAGUGAUCCUUUGAUCUUACUGGUUGCUCUUAUAGAGCUUGGACAUUAUUUUCCUUUUAGACUAUCUUUUUAGUUUUCGGUGCCUUUUUUGGAAAGCUGCUUUUAUGGGAUUCAAGUCAGGACAGACACCAGGUGGAUUUUCAUGGAUUUGAGGGGAACUCCCCUGGAUUCAUGGGAACCUUCAAAGACUGUAUCUAGUUAUGUGGUGGGUCUCCCUUGCCCUCUAGUGGUCGAAUACUUGAAGUACACACUUACUACUCUCUUAACAGCAUCUCUGCUGCUCUGCCAUUCAUAUUCACUAUUUCAGUGGUUUUUCCCUUCUGUUGUUGUUUUCUGAAUGUCUUCCACUACUUCAUCUCUGUUGACAUCACUUUUUAGACUUUGCUUAGCAGAGACUUGAGUGAUGUGCAUAAUCAAUGCAAUAUUCAUGGACUCACUUAUCUUAUUUCAUUUUUUUUUUUUUCCUUCUUUUUUUUGGGAC